GCCAAAUCGGCAUUAGAGUUCAUACAAGAUGAAGUUAAACUGCUGAGAGUGAACUUCCAGCCAGCUUCUUUCGAGGAUGUUAUCCCUACCACCAAGGAUAGUAAUUUUCACGUUGACAAGCUAUAUAAAGUUUCGAAUAAAAAAGUCAAAAUUUUCCUUAAUAAAAUGCAUGAUGUUGUGACGAUUGAAAAAGUGGCAACAGGAACAGUGGAGUCUAAAACUGACACAUUGGUGGACGAUCUGCUUCAUGCGUGCAUUUACAAAGUCGUGAUCCCUGUAGAAUAUUGGUCCGAACUUGGUUGUGGUUUACCGGAUAAGACAACAGUUAAUGUAAAAAGAUGGCCUGGAAGAAAUGGCCAUGACCAGGUGGGAGUUUUGGAAGUAUUAGCUAAAAUUCGUCAAUUUCUUCUGUGA
Messenger RNA from Diversispora eburnea, 414 nucleotides. The record is from the annotation of a GenBank genome assembly. NCBI's taxonomy places the organism in Eukaryota, Fungi, Glomeromycota, Glomeromycetes, Diversisporales, Diversisporaceae.